Molecule: messenger RNA, 1554 nt
Organism: Cyprinus carpio (common carp)
Lineage: Eukaryota; Metazoa; Chordata; Actinopteri; Cypriniformes; Cyprinidae
Product: sterile alpha motif domain-containing protein 14-like
Biological process (GO): actin filament organization; neuron projection development; calcium-mediated signaling
Cellular component (GO): postsynaptic density; actin cytoskeleton; cytoplasm
Molecular function (GO): actin filament binding
Source: RefSeq, a predicted model, not a curated record
UAACAUUGAUUCAUGAUGCACAUGUGCCUCUACCUCCCUCCCCAUUCUGUCUCACCCUCCCUCUCUCUCUCUCUCUCUCUCUCUCUCUCUCUCUCUCUCUCUCUCUCUCUCUCAGCCUCCUUCAUUUCAUCACUGUCCUUGGGAACAGAAGUCCUCCAGCAGCAUCCCGUGAGCAGGCCAGAGGAGCAGUAUGUCAGUCCAUCCCAGGAGCUGAGCUUUGCUGUUGGAUACUCAACUACACAGAGAUUGAAGAUGUCCUCCACUCCACUGGCCGAGGCAGAAGAGGAUGUGUUUGAUCUGACUGAGGCAGUUCCAGAGACCGAACGACUUGACAGCAGCCUACAGAAAGCCAAAGCACAACUGUCAGUCAAAACCAGGAGGCAUCGACCCUCCCGAACCCGCCUGAGAGACAGCGUGAGCUCGAUAGAUGGAGAUGACAGCACUGAUAGAAUGAGUUAUGGUGGCUCCAUGCAGACCUCAUCUUCUCCAAUCCACCCUUCUUUUCGCUGCUCCUCCCCCUCUUCUGACCUACUCCUUUCCUCCCCUUCCUCACGGAGAGACCGAACCUUCACCUUUGACCCUUGCACUGUGGUUGGAGAAAGGGAAGCACAAGAUGAAAGACGGAGCUACAGGCACCUCCUGAACACCUCCUCUCAAGAGGCUUUGCCCCUCACACCAUCUAAGUCUCCCUCCAGACCCUGCGUCCAUUCAGAGACAUCUUCCCCAGCCCAUCUUCGCCAGAUGGACCACCUCAGGUCACGUGAGGGUAGCCAACCCCUUCUACACUAUGGGGAAUACUCACAGAGCGAAGACGACAGUCAUGACACAGGCCCUGAUGAACCUGAUAGUCCAACAGUGCUUCUGGACAAGAAAACCAGGAGACGUUUUCUUGAUCUGGGGGUCACUUUACGUCGCACAUAUGGAAAGGUCAGGAAAGACAGAUCCAACAGACUGUCAGCGGGAAAUCGGGAUUCAGAGAGAACAGAGAACCGGUCCUUGCGUUCUUCUGGUCCACCAUUUGUGCCUUUCUCUUGGUUUAGUGAAAGAUUAAGAGGUUCGGGCUCCCCCAAGAACAUCCAUUCCCCAUCCAGACCUUUCACCCAGGGCUCCAGUACUGAUGAGGACUUUGAUUCUUCAGUGGGUUUACUGGAAGACUGCAGACCCUGCAAGACUGAGUCAUCACAACCCUAUCAGACCCUCCCCGAGCAUUCAGAUGGGAAUGACUGUGACAGCAGUCGCGGCACAGAUUUCAGUUUUAAAAAGAAAAUGCUUUCUGCUUCUGGUAAAGAUAGGACAGAGCGACAGAAUGGCGUUCAUGGAAAACGGGACAGCGGUAAAAAUGGACACAGUGAAGAUGGACAAAAAUUACUGACAUCUUGAUGGUGUUUCUGAAAGACUGAAUACAAUACGCUGCAGGUGCCAUUGUUAAUGUCAAACAUUGCGUUGGCUUUCACAAUGUAUUACUGAUGGAUAUAUUAAUAAAGAUGGAUAUAUUAAUAUAUAUAUUAAUGGAUAUAUUAAUAAAGAUGACUUGCGAAAUUUGUCCAUUUACAU